Messenger RNA from Nicrophorus vespilloides, 12981 nucleotides. RefSeq names its product vacuolar protein sorting-associated protein 13D (gene Vps13D). Gene Ontology annotation, cellular component: extrinsic component of membrane. The transcript has 30 exons. Gene Ontology annotation, biological process: protein targeting to vacuole; protein retention in Golgi apparatus; mitochondrion organization. Gene Ontology annotation, molecular function: protein binding. NCBI's taxonomy places the organism in Eukaryota, Metazoa, Arthropoda, Insecta, Coleoptera, Silphidae. Bases 339 to 12722 code for a protein of 4127 amino acids. The record is from RefSeq and is a predicted model, not a curated record.
GAGAGGUUCCGAGCGGUUACGUCAUCAGAGUGCAUGAGUCAAUGUGGUGUUUUCUUCUGUCAGUGAUGAUCGCUGGGUAAAUGUCAAAAUUGGUUCAUUUUUAGUUGAGUAGCAGCGGUGGUUGUUCAAACUUUUGCGUGUGAGUGAAUUGAGUGCAGACUGCGUUGGAAUCACGGAUCAGUUUUGUGGGUUAUUCCGUGCCAAAAAACAUACAGCAUCCAAAGUGUGGACCAAUUUUCCUACCGCAAAUCUAAUUGAAAGAAACCGAUGAUCUUCGCCGAUUUACAGGUCGAAGACAAACAUUAUGAACGUAGGAGUGAGCGCAGUUGAAGGAGAAAAUGUUGGAAGGACUUGUGGCGUGGGUGCUCAAUAAUUACUUGGGCAAGUACGUGGAGAACUUGAACACCGAGCAACUGAGUAUCGCCGUUCUUAGCGGUGAAGUCGAAUUAGAGAAUUUACCGUUGAAACGAGAUGCCCUCCGUCAUCUGGGAUUGCCGGUGCAGAUCAAGUCCGGAUUUAUCGGAAAGAUCAAGCUGCAGAUUCCGGUGAGACAGAUCCGAUCGGCCCCAUGGAUCAUCCUCAUCGAGCAGCUGUACGUCGUCGCGACUCCUCUUCCUGUUCGGGAGUGGGAUGCCGACGUCGAGGCGGCAGCAGCCCUUGACCUUAAGCUGAGCGCCUUGGAUAAUUUGGAGGCGCGUUGGCGCUUGGAGAACGACUCCAGCAAUUCUACCUAUUACGCAUCCUCGUACUCGUCCUGGUUGAACUUCGGAACAGGUUUCAUCACGAAUAUAAUAGAAAAUUUACAGUUGAAAAUCCGCGAUGUACAUAUACGGUAUGAAGAUGACAUCAGUAUACCGGAUAAAGGAGUUGCGUUUGGGAUUACCAUGGAAUCGUUGUCGGCGCAGAGCUGCGAUGAAGAUUGGCAGCCCGGUUUCUCCUACUGGGACAGCUCUCCUGCGUCCUUUAAGAUUUUGGAGAUGCAAAAGUUGGCUGUUUAUUGGACAGAUCUGCCGUACAGCGAUUUACUAUCAACGAUGGAUCGGACGCAGUUGACGACUGCCAUGGGUCCGCAGAGGAAGGUCGAAGACAACUGUUACAUUCUGGCGCCAGUGAGCGCUCAAGCUAAGAUCAAGCGGAAUCGAAGCUUGAAUCCGCUGAGAUCUGCUGACUCGCCGCGCGUCGUCUGCGAUUUACAGCUGGAGGAGGUUCCUAUGGUCCUCGCCGAUUGGCAGUACGAUCAAAUUGUUAAAUGCACCAAAGGGUUGGACGAUAUCGCCAGGUAUAGGGCGUAUCGAAAUUACAGACCUACGUGUUCCGUUCACGAUAAUCCUUACUCCUGGUGGAUCUACGCGAUUAGCUGUAUGUAUCCUGGACAGCAGCCGAACAUUUGCAAACCAAAACCGAGCUGGGAGAUGUGUCAUCAUCGUGCUAAAAGUAACGUGGCUUACGUGAAGAUCUACACGAAAAUCCUGCUGACGCCUACAAUCACUUUGAGCACCGACGAGAAGAAUUUAAAAGAUGAAGUGGAGUGGUCCGGCAGCUUCGAGGAGCUGAAGGUGCUCCGGGAAAUUGCCAUGAAGAGCGUUCCAACUCCGGAUAGGAGCACUAACGGGAACAAUUCCGCUGGUCGGAGCAUGCUCGUUCGUUGGUUUCCUCAAUGGAUGGGCUGGUAUUCGCAACCUCCCGCGCAAGAAGACCAACAACAACCUCCGGUGGAAACAGCUCAACUCGAAGGAGAGAUUCUCCAAGCUCUUUCCGAUUCCGUGGAGAAUAAUUCCCUGCUAAAACGCGACGUCGUCUUUGGACGUUUUAGUUUCACCUUGAAAAGCGGAACGCUAAGUCUGUGCACAACUUACGAGAAAACUAGGGAAAGUAUACCAAUGUUGGAGUUGCAAUUCAAAAACCUCUGCCUGAACAUCGUCAGUCGUCCGAGAUCUUCGUCGCAUCUGGUGGAGUUGUCUUUGGGUGCGGUCUACCUGUGCGAUAAGUUCACUCCGAACACGUUGUUCCCGGUGCUGGUGGGUCCUCCGGGGACGGAGCGCGGUGGCCCUGCAGGUCGGGGUCGUGGGCCGAGUCCAAGGGUGAGCCUAGUCAAUAGACAGGCGGAUGAAAUGGAUUGCAUCUUCCACAUGAGCUACGAGCAAAAACCUGAAAAUUCUGGCUGUGAUUACAGAUUAUGUGUUAAAUCCAAAUCGUUGGAUGUGGUGUAUCAACCAUCGGCAGUCCGAUGGUUGACCGAGUUUCUAUGUCUACCUCAUCAAAGGACAAUAACGCAAUCGCAGAUCGAGGCGAUGAAGUCGCGUACGAAAAAGGAGUUCAUGAAGAAUUGGGAGCAGAUACUCGAUGGUCGAGCGUCGGCGCGCAAGAGCUGGGAUCUUCAGCUGGACGUCACCGCUCCGCAGAUAUUCUUCGUCGAGCAAUUCUCCAAUCCCAAUGCGGCUAUAGCCGUAAUCGAUUUCGGUCGAUUGCAGCUGAGGAAUAACGUCGAGGGCAUCGACUUGCUGAAAUCUGACGAUUCCCGAAAAGAAGAUGACGACGAGAUGUUCAUGACGCCGUGCUCGACGCCACCUGCGAGCGAAGAAAGCGAUUCCGAGCAGUUAACUUACAUGGAGAACAAUUUACCAGCGGACACUUUGAACGAGACGUCACUUCACCAGAAGAUUUACGAUCGUUACUCGGUGGAGCUUACCGACAUGCAGAUCCUGAUUGCAAGGGUCAAAGAUAAUUGGAGAUACGCGCACAACAAGGGCACUUCUACUCUUCACGUCUUGGAUAGGUUCAAUAUCUCUUUGCAGAUUGAGAGGAGGGUUAUACACACUUACGAUCCGCUUUAUCCGAGUCUCACUUUGAACGCUAAUCUACCUAAAUUGGUGGCGCACUUCAACGAGCAGAAGAUCUCUGCCGCUCGUAAAUUAGCGCAGAUCAUCACAGCAACAGGUCUGCCCUCGCCGUUCAAUUCCUCGGAGUGUAGUGUCGAGGAGACUGUUAUGAAUGGGAUUGAUGAAGAGAGCAUGAGUAACAAUACGACAAGCGCGGAGAUGUCAAGGCUGCUGAUGCUGCAGUUCACAGUCGAUCAUCUCGCCAUGGAAGUGCAAAGCAGAGGAAGGAGCGUGGCGGAGCUGCAGGUUUCAGGCGUCAAAUUGGGAUUUACGAAGAGACCAGUCGAUGUUAACAUAACGCUCUCCGUGCACAGUCUACUUUUAGUCGACGCUCUGCAAACUUUCGGACCAGAUUUUGAGCUGCUAGUCGCUAGUCAUAAACACGUCGGGAUGGAUUCGAUGUCUGGUAGUUUGAGGGACAGCGAGCCGACGUCGCCCACAUCUCCCGGUAGUCCCGAUCCAAACGUGACGAGAAUCGGCGCCACCUCUCCCGUAGCCCUCAACCAAGCCCUGUCCAGUUUGGCCACGUCUCCUCCGAAUCUUCCGUUCAAUCGCGGCGGUAAUCGCACCGCGAUACUCGACGCCGAGGCUUUGAUCAGUUUGGAUCUGCUUCUGGUCUUCGGAAGUGACCCGAUGCAAAUCGCCAACAUCCAGUUCAACAAUCUGGACAUCAUCGCCAAUCAGGAGACGAUCGUCGAGUUGAUGGGAUUCGUGCAGAGGGUUUUUCCCGAGUUGAAAUCGCAGAAACCGUCGGCUAUGGUCUCCACGCCGAUCGUUGCCUCGAGCGUUCACAGUUCGCGAGAAUCUUUAGCUGAAGAGGACAAUACACGUUUGGGAACCACCGAGAUCACCUUCGAUUUCCACAGACUCAACGUGCUGCUACUCAGAGGUGUCGUCAAAGAUGGCUACGUCUAUGGGAAGAAAAUCUGCACGGCCACCAUGAGCGAAGCUAAGAUCCAAGCCGUUGUUAAUAACGGCGUGACCAUUGAAGGUUCUCUAGGUGGUUUGCAAGUGCUAGAUUUGACGCCGGAAGGGCACAUGCACCAGAGGAUAAUGAGCGUAGGGCGAGAUCCUCUUCUGGAAAACACCCAUCCUCUUUACUUGAUGUCCGCCACCUCCACGCAGAACGUGGACGAGAGCAAAGCCUUCAGCUUCAAGAUCGUUCGAAGUCUUCAGCCGGACGCGGAUCGCGCCGAGGUCAUAGUUCGGAUGGCCUCGUUAUGGUACACUCAUUCCCCGCACUUCGUCGUUGAGUUACAAUCGUGCGCGACAGAAUUCAAACAGUAUAUGGCCAAUCUGGCUAGAUCCAUCAGGACUGCUGCCACGGAUAUGGCCUUGGGUUUGGUCCAUGCGAGGGCGGAAGCUUUGGCGCAAUCGAUCUACAUGAACUCGCGCCUUUCAGCUUCCAUCUACGGAAGCGCCCUAUCCUUCUCCGAUUUAACAUCUCCCAGGAGACGAAGACGCAGCAGCAGCCAGGACCAAUCAUUUUCCGGUUAUUCGUCGGUGAGGGACACCGUGCCGCAAACCCCAUACAGCCCCAACGAGGAUGACAACUUUAAAAUCGAUUUAAAAUUGGAUAUCGUCUUGGAUUCACCUGUCCUCGUGCUGCCUCGAGCCAACAACAGCUUUCAGGUUUUCGUCGCUCAUUUGGGUAACAUCAACGUUACCAAUAAACAUCCGUACGAUGGGUUUGAAGCUCGAGAGGUUCGCACCGAACAUUACGACAUCGAAGUGAGCGACAUGAAUCUGUUCUCUUUGGAUACCGUCACCAGACGAGUCCCUGGUCCAUUGAUGACUAGCCCGGAGAUCCUCUACGCUUGCGAUUCUCUUGCCAUCCCGAUUCUGCACGACACUAUCGUCAGGCUGAAGAUAUGCAGGGAGUUGCCGAAAAAAGUGGGAUCGCCUCAACAUAGCAUACCGAAUCUGCUGAUCGAUGAUGACGAAGAUGAUGAUGACAACGACGACGAAGAAGACAACGAGUAUAAUACUUUUGAAACCAUCGAGAUUCACGGAACUGUUGUCACAGAUUUAAAAGUCUCGUUGACGAGAGGACAAUACGAGCAGCUGCUGGAUACUGUUCAGUGGUUGACGUCUUCUCCAAAACUGGAUGACAUCCAUGGGACCAUCAAGAGCACUAGAGCUAAUCUCGCGGACAUCACCGAGGAGGAUACGGGAGUGACCACGUUGAACAUGGAUCCUCACGUCAGGGCUAAGCUUUUCCCAGCUGUGAACAUGCCCAAGAACUCUCCUGCAAAGAACAACCUGGUCUCGUUGAAAGUAAACUUUGAAUUGCCUGUUUUCACAAUGGAACUUAGAGGAGACACCCCGAUGGGUGAGCAAGGCUUAGUCGAUCUGUCCUUUAUCGAUUUCGGCUUUACAUACGAUAAAGGCAACGCUUACGAGACUAAUAUCCAUGUAUCGCUGAGGUCUAUUUACAUGGAGGAUCUUCUACAACGCGCGGGAUCCACGCAACGAGAUAUGGUGAUUUCUUCCGCCGGAGACGACGUCGCUCUUGGAUUGGCGUGCGUCUCUCGAUCUUGCCCGAACAUCUACGGAUUUGCGCAUGCCGGAAGCCCCGUCCACGGGUCACUGCCCGACCAUCUAGGUGUGAACGGCUUCAUGGAACGUUCCCAUACCGUUCACAUAGACGCAAUCACUGAUAACAGCAAGGCUUGUCCGUCUACGCCUCCUCCAAGUCCAUCGGUUAAGUCCCGACCCGUCAAGAAUCUAGUCUUAAUUAGCACGCUACUCGUAAAUCCUGCCGCUCCCAACUUCAAGACCCAUUACAAUUCCGUGCAACGAUCGACGUCCGUGGACUUCAACUGCUUGGACCUCGUCAUCAGCGCCGAAUCUUGGGUGAUGGUCAUCGAUUUCUUUAGCGCCGCACCAUCCGACGUUACAGAUUCUGCGUCUUCUAAGAGCGCUGGGAAGGAAGACAACUCGGAGAAAGAGACGAUUUUAGAAAACACUGAGACGAAUAUAAGUGUCAGGUCGUUGACCAUGGUUUUGGUGCGAGGCGAUAAGCAGGUGGCCAAAGCGAACAUCUCCAACGUGGACAUAUCCAUAAACGCGGAUGGUAAAAGGAAGGAAGUGGACUGCACUUUGGGUUCUAUAUCGCUCAUGGAUUUAACCAUGCACGGUCAUCUCUAUCGAGAGCGAUUUUUGACUACAGGGCGUGAAGCGCUCAAAUUCAGAUACGUUCGGCAUGGGUCGAGCGAGAUUAAAGACUACGAUUCUCAACUUACUCUCAACAUGUCUUCGGUGCAGUACGUGCACACCAAGAGAUUCGUGGUGGAGAUUCAAUCGUUCUUCAAUCAUUUCUCGCGAUUCCACGCGGUGAUGGCCGGAUUGCGAGCGGCAACUAGCGGAAAGAAGAUCAAAGAUGAAAUCGCCAGGUUGUCGCUUAUACUGGAAGCUCAAUCACCUGUUAUAUUGUUGCCGGUUAGCACGAAGAGCUCCAAAUUGAUAAUCGUAGAUCUGGGCGAGCUGAAGGUCACCAAUAGCUUCAAAUAUAGCGGGGAUGCUGGUACCAUUAGCGCUUUGGCGAAGAACUCUACGGAUCGCAAAUGCUUGUUAGACGUAAUGCUUUUGGCUUUGGACAACGUUAGUCUUCAGACAGGAGAACGCGAAGUCGAUUCGCAGGAGGCGCACCGAGGAGGCGAUUACUGCAAGUUAGGGAAUUGCGUCAUCCGCAGAUGCGGACCACCGUUGCUGACAGAAAAAUGCCACCUGAAGAUCCACGUGGAGAGGAAUUUGCAUUCGAGCAUUUGCCAUAACGUUCCCGACAUGAGCAUCCACGGAGAGUUAUCCACGUUGGAUUGCACCUUGGAUAUAUCUCAGUACAAAUUGAUCAGGGGAUUUUUGGCGCACAAUCUUGGGGAGGACACCGAGCAUAUCUUAGCAUCGGUGCAGCCUCCUCCGAUCACAGCUGACCCGAACAUCCAUGACGUUUGGAUUCUGUCUUCGCUCAGAUUGGAUCUGCUCAAUGUGACGGUACGGCUUCAGCAGUGCGAGACGAGCGAACCUUUGGCCUGCAUCAACUUCAUCAAGUCCCGUUUGACCGUAGAGGGUUUCAGCAACAUUAGUCAGGAUGUGGAUUUGGUAUCGCAGGAAAUUCUUAUUACGGAUACGCGCGGUGGUCCGAACGCCUUCACAGAAAUCUUGAAGCCGAUUCGCUCGGCGAAUCAUGCCGAUCUAGUGCAAGUAGAGGUGCACAGUCGCAAACGCGUCGACAAGUCAAAGUUCACCAUUCUACUGAACAAUAUGCGGCUGAUGUGCGUAUUCGAUUGGUGGAAGCUGGUCGGUGAGUUCAUCCUGCAGGACAUCGAGGAUCCUCCUGCAAGUCCGAGUCGGCAGCGCUCCAUGCAGAGCGACAAAAAGCAGGAUGGGAUUCCUUUCGAGCUGAAGUUGAACGUCACCGAUUCGGAGGUCGUCGUCGUUGAGGACACCUCGGAUUUCGAUACCAACGCUGUUAUUUUCAAGAGUACCACUGUGGUAACGUAUCGUUCGUCCAUGAUUGAGAAACCAUUAUCCUGCAAUCUGAAUCACUGCGAGAUGUAUUCGUGCGUGCUGGGAAAGGAGGAGGAAACUGCACUGUCGAUCAUCGAUCCAGUCACCGUCAACAUCGAAAUCAAUAAGGAUCGCAUCCUGGAGAUCUACCUCAACUCUCUGACCGUGCGACUGUCCUACUACGACAUGCGAAUGUUUGCGCAGAUCCUGAAUUCGCUGCCGCAGCAGAUGUUCUCGCGCAAGAAGAACAACGAUCAGUUCUCAGAGAUCACAAGGAAGCGGAUCGAGAAGCUGACAGCGUUGGGUUUCAACGCUGAAGAUUGCGUCGCAGCAUUGAACAGCUGCGGCCAGAAACUAGACGAUGCCGCUCUUUGGCUUACCCAGAACGCCGUCCCCAAUUACAUAAUAGCAUCGGAAGAUUCCACCUGCAAGGUGGUAGCAAUUGAGGUAAAAUCGGAUAAUAUAUUCUUGUGCGUGAUCGAUGAUUGCGACGAUGCGGACGUACCGCUGCUAGAGCUCACGCUCUCUCAGUUGCAUUUGAAGCAGGGUUUGGUGAAGUUGGAUGCGAAUUCUAUGGAAAGUCCCACGAAGGGGAAGUUGGAGUGCGUCUUCGGCAGCGAUUACUACAAUCGCGUUUUAUCCGGCUGGGAGCCAAUCAUUGAACCUUGGAGGUGUAUAGUUAUUUGGGAUCAUACGCACACGCACGACGUGUCUAGGAAUCGUUUACAGUUGACCGUCGAGUCCGGCGACUCUCUGAACGUGAACAUUACCACCACGUUGACGGAGCUCUAUAAGCAGGUCAGGGAUAGUUGGACACUGGAUUUGAGCAAGGCGCAGAAGAGUUCCAUGGCUGGUUACAGGCAGAGAUCUCCGUUCGUACCAUACGCGUUGAAGAACGAGACCGGAUCACCUUUAUACUACAGCACUCUGAUCACCGAAAUGGAUGAUAUCUAUGAUAACGAUGAUGUCAAGAAGAGCGGUAACAAGUGGUACACGGUUGCACCCGGUGAAACCGUUCCCUUCUCCUUCAAAAGCAGAGUUAAAAUCAGGCACAGCGAUUCGCACAAGAUGCGCAUGCAUCAAUUGGGAGUUCAGAUCGAAGGAUUCCAGCACAUCACUCCAGUCACCGUGGACAAAGUCGGAGUAUACUUCAGGCACGCAACUGCUUCAAUUCAAAAUAGGAGUCAAAAGGAAAUACCUCAAGCCAGGAUAGUAUUCGAUGUGGCGUUGGAGGGAUCUGCCAGAAAGUUGGUGACGGUUAGAUCGGCUUUGCUGCUAAUCAACAAAUUACCUGAAAGCGUUGAGGUGAAGUUGGAGAGCCAAUUGCCACACGAUGCGGGCACGAUUUGGGCGCCCAGUAAGGUUUUUCAGGUGGAAAAGGGAUGUAUUCUACCAGUGCCUUUGGUGCACGCCCAUUCCAUAAUCGGUGUACGACCAUUGGACGUCGAACAAAGGUACACCUACUGCAAUCCAUCGAUAUCCUGGGAGUCAACCAGCCUCGCCGGAGAUCUCAUGCACGAAAUCAAGACGUGCCACUCGCAUCGCGGAAUGAUUUAUCGUUUCUGCGCGGAGAUCCAUCGUCAAAAUUAUCCUCCUGAUAAGUCGAUCGUUAUAGCAGGAUACAGCAAUCAGAGACCUCAGCCUGCGCACACAAUCACGUUACUUCCGAACGUGCUGCUGGUAAAUUUGCUGCCUGUUGAUUUGAGCUAUGUGGUUGGUAAUGAGAGGGGUCGUGUCGGGGCUGGAGCGGAGGUGGCACUUACUAACAUCAACACGGAUAAGACUUUCGAGCUGAAGGUACUUUUGGAAAACUUCCCGACGAGCACGGCGCUCCAGGUUCCCGCCGGUACGACGAACUUUACGUACAAACUGAGGCUGGAGGAUACGAGAGGCAGGAAGUUAUAUUUGAAUGCCGUCGUUGCGCCUUACUACGAUUCCAAGGUGAAGAUUAUCAUCUCCACGCCGUUCUGGAUCGUGAACAAAACCGGACUGCCGCUGGUGUUCAGACAAGGCGGAGUUACCGCCGAAGCUGCCGGUCAAUUCGAUGAGCACGAAGAGGCCAGGAUGGUUCAACCUUUCCUCUUCAGCUUCGCAGAUCCCGAUGGAAGUCCCAGUGUGGUUGCGCGCGUUGGAACCUACGUGAUUCCCAACGGAGGGGCUCAAUGGUGCCAGAAUUUCCAUCUGCAGCGGGGAGUGCAAGUGAAGAAGUUGAAGGUCACCGUUCGGGAUGGUAAACCAGAUGUUGUUUUCGUCGUGGGUAUUGAGGUGCGGCAGGGUCGCGGCAAGUACAGGCAAACGUGCAUAGUGACCAUUUCACCGCGAUUCCAACUCUUCAACAAGAGUUCCUACAAAUUGCUGUUCACGCAACGCUGCUUCGCUGGAGACGUUCUCGAUCCGAACUCGCACUACCUGACGGCAUUCUCCAACUGCUAUCUACCGUUCCACUGGCCCAGAUUGGAUCAGGAGCAGCUGCUCUGCGUUCUAAUCCAGGAUAUUCCAGAUUGCUGCUGGUCCGGUGGUUUGAAAAUUGACUCCAAUUACUCUCAGCACAUCAACGUGCGCGACGCAAACGGUCGGAUGUUCUUUUUGAGAUUGGAGGUGGUCCUCCAGUGCGCCACUUUCUUCAUAGUCUUCACCGAUGCGGAUACCAUGCCGCCUCCUAUUCGUAUCGACAACUUCUCCGAGGUUCCCGUCAAGUUCGUGCAGACCUGCUGCAAGGAUUACGUGCAUAGCGUAGCUCGUGCCCAUUCCAGCGUUCCUUAUGCUUGGGAUGAAUCCACCAAGGACAUGCUUCUCACCGUUGAAGCACCGGGUGGAGUGUCCGGAGUUUACAACAUCAAAAAUCUUGGCCCUGCGUCCAGUCUGACCUACGAAAACUUCAUUUACAUAGCGUUCACCGGCACCUUCAAAAAGGAUAGGGGAGUGGCUGAUCCACUUGACGUGGAAACUCAGGAAUUGGUGUUGGACGUGCAUAACAACAGGGUGGUGUUGGGUCGGAAGGAGCACGGUAGGCGGUCUCAGCUUUGGCGGAUGACAAGCACUGGCCAAUUACAUCACGAGGGUAGCAGCCCGCCCCUUCAUCCCGGCCAACAGCGGACCGAGAACAUACUCGUGCUCGACAUCGAGGGCACCGCCCCUCAGCCUAGUCAGUACACGAGGCUCGUCCUUCGAAGACCCGAUCCUCGGAGGAAGAGCACGCAGACCUGGCGCUUCACCGAAGAAGGAAGACUCAGGUGCGUCCAUCAUAACAUGUGCGUGCAGGCGCAGGACGGUUUCUUCGGAUUAAGACAAGGUAGUAGAAGCCUAGCUUGCUGGCAACAGUGGAAUGCUGCGGUUCUAGGACUUCCACAGCCUAUCUGUCACAGGACGACGGAUACGGGAAUCCCUCUAGAACAGGCGGUGAGUCGUCAGAGACUCAGACCUGGUUCCGGUUACCUUUCCAUCGAAAUCACCACCGAUGGACCCACGAGGGUGCUCAACGUGUACGACAUGCGGGAGAAGAAAAAGGAGCGGAUGUUCGCAUCUCCAGAUGAACGCGAUUGGUCGAGUAUCGCGGUUAAGCAACGCCCAAAUCUGCAUUACGCUGAGGAGAAGGAGGAUGACGUGAAGCUGGAGCGAGAGGUGCAAUUCACUCUGCGUCUGAACGCGCUCGGUAUCAGUCUGAUCUCGAGGAAUCCAGCGCAGGAGCUGCUGUACGCGCAGUUCAGCAACAUCGUCGGAGAGGUGCUCACCACCUCGAAGACGAAACGUCUGUGCAUCAGCGUGGAGAACAUUCAGAUCGAUAAUCAGUUGUUCGAAGCGCCCAUCCCCAUAUUCCUGUACGUGACACCACCAAGUGGCAGGGGCGGAGACGAUGCUCAAUCCAAGCUUCCGGCACUCGACAUCCGCGUCGAAAUGCAACCUGUAGUCAACGAGAACGCCAUCAUCUUCAACUAUUUGAUUGUCCGUCUGAAGAAGUUGACUGUGCAUCUGGAGGAGCGACUGCUGCUGAAACUGUGCGAGUUUGUCAGCUACAAUUCGCGCGAGGAGGAGCUGUGCAACGCGGACGAAAAUGACCACGAGAUCCAGAAGAUCCUUACUCAAGUGUCGGCGUCACACGCAACUCGUUACUACUUCGGCAUAAUACAGCUCUGUCCCGAUCAGAUCAGAUUGAGCAUGAAGACUGCAACCAAACUACCGAAGACAUUGGUGAAUAUCAAGAGGAAGCUGGGUUUGACGCUGAUCAAGUUCGAGGACGCCGGCGUCGAUCUGGAGACUUACAAACGAGAGCAUCUCUUCGAGACGAUGCAGUUCCUUAUGCAUUCCGUUGUCAAGCAUUUCAAAGACGAGCUAAUAUGGCAAGCGGGAAUAAUAUUGGGAUCGGUCGAUUUCCUCGGCAAUCCUAUUGGAUUCAUGAACGACGUCUCCGAGGGUUUCUCCGGCUUGAUACACGACGGUAAUGUUGGUGCUCUGGUGAAGAAUGUCGCACACGGCAUCUCAAAUUCUGCGGCGAAGGUAACCGAGUCUCUGUCCGACGGUCUCGGAAGAGUGGCCAUGGAUGAUGAGCACGAGGAGAUCCGUCAGAAGAUCAGGCACGUGAUACCGGGUAGCAGCAAGGAUCAUUUGGUUGCGGGCAUUAAAGGAUUGGGCUUCGGAUUUUUGGGUGGAGCCACCGGCAUCUUCAAGCAGGUCUACCAGGGCGCCGCCAACGAGGGAUUGCCGGGCAUGUUCAGCGGUUUCGGAAAAGGAAUAGUCGGAGCAGUCGCGAAACCCGUCGUCGGCGUGCUGGAUCUUGCCUCUGAGACUGCGCGGGCUGUGAGGGAUUCCAGUCGGACCUCCUCGAAGAUGAUGCCCAAAAGAUCACGUCCACCUAGAUGCGUAUUCGGUCCGGGUGGACUGUUGCCUAGAUACAGUCUAAAACAGAGCGUCGGACAGCAGUAUUUGUUCAACAUUAACGAUAGGAAUUUCGAUGAGCAAUUGGUGGCGUACGAGAAUCUACGUGGCGGCUCCGAAAACCUGCGAGUGCUUAUUUCCGAUCAGCGCGUGAGGAUCGUCACGAAGCCGACUCCGCAAAACGUGACGACGGUUAUUGAAGUAAACUUGAGCGAUUUGGAGAAGUGCAGGGCGAUCCAGAAAACGGAAGGAGGCGAUUCUCGUCACUACAUCGAGCUGACCGUUCAUGUGACAGGAUCCAGUAUGACCCUGGUCUACCAGGACCCAGUGAAGAAGCCCAAAGUGCGAUGCGAUUCGCUCGAAGUGGCCAAGAUCGUCACGAGACAGGUCAACUACGCUAAACGUCUCUAUGACGAGAGGAAGCACACUUUAAACACUGACAAUAUUACGUACGAAGACUGAUACCAAAUUUAAUUUGAUCUAUUCACUUUUUCCGCUCUUCUUCGACUUUUCCCUUAACUCCGUUUAUUAUUUCUGACUUCUGGUUGUGCCUUAUACAUUCACAAUUACAUUUAUUACAUCCUUAUUUCUUGUCACAGUUUUCCCUUAGUUUGUUUAUGUUUCUUUUUUUGUUUAUCACUGUUGAUUAUUGUUUAGGUAACUUGUGUACAUACUGUAACAUACUGUAUAUAAGCUCAUUUACUUAAUAUUUUCGUUUGUG